GCACUGGGAGGGGCUAUAGCUACUGCAAAAUUCCCUGUAGCCACCUCUCCCAGCACCACUGUCUGCUCAGACCCCACCUGCUCCCAGCGCAGCCCUGGCCCAGCUGCCCACCAAGAAGAGGCUGGCACAGCCCCUGGCCCUGAGCCCAAAGUGGCCGGCCUGCCCUUGUCCCACGCACAAAUCCGGGGUGGGACACGUGCCCCCAUGUCUCCCCUGGGGAUGCACACAGUGGUGGGGACUCGCCUCAACUCUGCACCCCCUGGAUGAGCUGCCCAGGGCUCCAGGGUCAAUUUGCCCUGCCCCCACAUCCCUUUCCUCCCACAGACUUACUGGUCAGAUGCUGCACUCCAAACUGUUGGGCUGCAUUCCUGGCUGUGGCUGCACGCAUGCACACAGCAUUUAUUGGUGACAUUAUUGGCUACACUGGCCAAAAAAAGCCAAUUGUUGAUAAUGUUAAUUUUUCUUUCAUCAGUGCUUGUCCAAUAUGGACUGAUAGAUUGGUGCACCUCUAACCUGCUCUAAUUUGAAGGUCUUCUGCAAAUACAGAGUUGCCUAUGCAGCCUCUGUUACGUCCUCGUAUCUGUGUUAUGUGUACAGCUUAAUUUCCCCAUUUGAACUCCAUAUCUAUCUCCAGCUACGCUUUUAGUUCUUGAGACCUUUUUCCAUGAGUUUUAGCAGGCCAGGUUUCAUGCAUUAAUAGCUGCCAUCAGAUACUUGCUCAAGGAUCUGUACCCCCUGCAGCUUCUGCAUCCCGUCAUCAUUGUUUCUUCAGGUUCCCUUCACUGCUGCCUCCAUCAUCACCAUCAUUUUAUUUUAUUUUAUUUUAUUUUUUUACUUUGUCCUUUUAAAGGAAAAACAAAUGCAUCCAUAAUUCCUUGUUUGCUUGCUGCCUGGCUCCUUAAGUCUUUUGCCCAUGUUUCUCCUGCCCCUUCAUAUAGGCUCAGCAGUUAAUUGUCCCUCUGCUGUGAUUAAAAGUAGUUAGCCUCUCCUCACACAGUGACCUACAAGGAGUCUUAUUCACAACACACAGCCUCCAAACAGAGUCUGCAAGUACCAGAAAAAAGGACUGCUUUUUCACUAAGGACAAAUUACAUAGAAACAUUCUUCUUUGCUGGCUUCUAUCAACACUGGGCUCUGCAAGUUUAUUUCUGUCAUCCCCCUGUCACUGGGUUGAUUGCACAUAUGAAUUGUCCAGUUUCCAAAUGCAGUUGCGAUAUACCUACACAAUUAAGCACAUGAGAAUUUUUAAAAAACAAGUCUUUAAUAAUUUUAGGUUAGUCAUCUACAUGUUAAAAAUAAACUAGUGGAGCAUCAGCCUUUGGUAACCAGAAUCAUUAAUGUCUUUAUAAUCUAAGCUUCCCCUCUCCCUCAUCCAGGUAUAAUGUUCUAUACUUGAAUAAGUAAAGAAGACAGUGAGUGGCUCUCUUUCCCCUAAAAAUCAGCACUCUCUCUCACUCGCGCGUGUUCAUUUGGAAUAGUGAAAUCCUAGUAGAGGUACUUUAUAAAGCUUAAGCUUUUCUAAAGUGGUAAAGCAGCUUUUAAGUUGCCACUGGAUACAGAGCCUCCAUGUCUCAACAUAAAACUGAUUUUACUUAGGCACACUUGCAUAAAAAUAGGAUGUCAAGUUAUAUUGUUUCAAAGUUAAGCAAGACCCAAGUAUGUCUUACAUAUGGUGAUAGUUUUUCAGCUCUUCAGUUGUCUGUGUGGGUUUUUACAUGCCAUUUUUUCAGUCACUGCACGGAUUUAUAUUCAGAAAGUUGGUGGUUGUGUUUAAAAAAUAUCACUGAAUUUAUUUUAUAGAGUGGGCGUAUGAACGUAACUAUUUGCUGCUGUACUGUGGUAUGGUGUUGUCAGAUUUUGUAUUUGUUUUUGUUGUUUUGCUAAACAAUUAAAGAAGAGGGAAAACAUAAAAUACUCUAUCUUUAAAAAAGAACUGAUUUUUUCCUUUGGGUUUGAGAGCAAUCAAAAUUACUUUUGUCGAGACUCUGAGUAGAAAAUCCUGAAUAUUAACCCCAAUAUGUCAUUCUUAAAUGUUCCUCAAGACAUUCCCUACUUUAGUAGAAAAUAUCAGUCAAAUAUCAGUCAAACAGCAGGGUUUUUAAGGGUUAAAAUUAUGUUAAUAAUAUGAUUAAAAGCCAUGAUUUUUAGGAGAAGGCUGCAUGUGGUCUUGGGGGAUAUUUUUCUCUUGAAAUGAACUAUUUUGCAUUUUUCAUACACUUCCAAGAUUUUCAGCAGCAAAUUAGAAUAUACAUAAUUCAUUACAGUUGACUUAGAAGUAUAACAAAAAUAUUUUAAUAAUUUCUAUUUCUUUUAAAGGAUGUAAGGUGUAUUUUGAAGGAAGUGAUUUGCUCUAUUCUGCCUUUCAGCAAAAUGCUGGUAAUAUUAAUGUGUACCUAUUCUGUGAGAGUGUGUAUGUGUUUCUUUUAUUUAUUUUUUUUAACUAACACGUGAAAAGUUUUAAAAUAGCCAAUUUUGUGAUAUCGAACCAUGAAACUACAGAGCCCUUGGAAAGCAUGAGUACAAAAAACUCCUACUGUCUGUCUAAUAGGCAAUUACUAACCAUUGUAAUAUUUUAAUAUAGGUAAAUAGGUAUUGGUCAAUGGAGACUAUGCUAAAUUUUUAAUAAGACUCACCAAGAUCACUAUGGUUAAUGAAGAAUAGUUUUUCUGUUACUAAAAACCUCAUUUUUAAUACUUUUAUCCUUUACCAUAAUGAAUAGUGCAUAUUAGCAAAUAAAAUAGUAAUCAAAUAGUAAAUAAAUAAUAACCAAAGGAUACAUCCUAACUUUAUACUUUCACUUGGAUUUAAACAAACUGUAGGCAACACAAUAUAUUUUCCAUGUUUGAUAUACGUAACAGAUUGGUAAUUUAAAAAAUAGUUAAAUUAGAUAUUUCUUAUAUACUUUAAACUUCUAUUGAAUUACAGAAAUACAGGUUCCAGAUCGUAUAAACAACUGAGACAUCUGUCUAUGGCUGUAUCUAAGCUCAGAAAAAUAGGGGAUUGUUUGAGUUUUUUUAAAUCUGUGUUCUCAGUAUUAACUAGCAUGGUUUGGCAACAUGAUUGGACAAGGGGAGGAAUCAAAUGCAUGUUAGUUGGUCAUAUUCAACCCUAUGCUCAACUUAAUUCUUAGUUAGACAAUUAACUCUCAGUUAGCCAAUAUCUCCUAUACCAUUAAUUCCUCUUGAAUUACCAAGAGCUGAACCAGAAAGUCUUUGGAACACACUGAAGACUCUCUUGGUCUGAAUGACCAUAUCAGGACUCAAAGUUUGGAGUGUGGUUUGAAAUAUUUUAGAGAUGGGGAAAAGAAAACCUGUUCUUUUAGAGUAUAACAGAAAUAGUUGCAUUAUACAAAUUUAGGUUGGCUUCCCCUUUGCUGUGUGUAAGGGAGCCUCAGACUAGCUAGAAAACAGUAUUUUUAGGGCAGCAACGAUUCAUGGCAUGUUCUUUACCUAACCUGAUUUCUGUUCCUUUAGAAGAAGCAGCAUAUAUGUGCAGGUUACAACACUUGAUAUUUCUCUUGGUUUGAGCUAGAGGACAUGUUUGUGUCCAGAGAAUGGGCCUGAUUAAACAAAUUCCAAGCACCCAGUGCUCCUCUUUCAACUUUUGUGUCACAGAUGGCAGUGAGUUGCCUCUUGUAAAAGCUUUUUUCCCUCAACAAUAAAAGAAAAAGAACAUAAUUCCCAGAACCCCAGUGUUAAGUAUGCUGCAGGAAGAGCAACCUCCUUUGUCUCCUACCUGUCCUCCUUCCAGGGAUUAGAGCACCAUAGACACUGGAAAUAAGGAAAUUCUGGCAUGUUUGCGGGGCUGAGGGACACUAACUGAAAUCUGCCUGUUCAGUGCCAGCAGUGGGAAGGUUUGCCUGCGAUGUCGUCUCACUGGCUAUAGAUAGCAAAGUCAAAGCUCCUUAGAGAGAAACCUCUUACCAGUCACUUUCCACGAAUGGUACAUACACCUAAAGGUACUUAGUGAAAAUCCUUGAGAGGUAUUUAAUGCUAAAUCAGUUUGUCUUCCCAGCAUCUCUGAAACCCACACGCACACAGGCAGAGAGAGGUACCAGGGCAGCAGCAGCACAGCACCAGGACCAGUCAGUCACAGACCCAGCCAGGCUUUGCCACCCCAAAAACUCGCCAAGAUGUGUGACAUGGCGGGGCUGGAUAACCUGAUCGCCAAUACAGCAUACCUGCAGGCCCGGAAGAGCACCGAUGGAGAUGCCAAGGAGAUUCAGCGGAGACGUAGGAGCCUCUCACUACCCAAAGCUAACCAUGAGAUCAGGCAGGCUAUUCCUGCUGAUUAUGAGAGCACCUGUGAAGUGCAGCCCAUUGGCAAGAAAAUGUUCAGGGAGUUCUUAGAGACUGUGCCUGAAUAUGUCAUAGUCAAGAACUUUCUGGAUGAAGUAUCCAGAUGGGAAGUGGCAGAAGACAGCACCAAGAAUAGUAUUGUAGACAGCCUAUUCACUAACUUUCUCAAGUCUGGCUCCAGUAGCUACCUGGCCUUCAUAAGCUCAAACCUGGCCAGCAAGUGCCAGGAAGCCACUGAAAAGGAUUAUGAGAAUGUUGUGGAGCUGGCCAAGCGGGAGAGCAAGACCUUCCUCCAGGACAAGCCCUUUCAGGAAUUCCAGAAGAGUCGCUUCUAUGACAAGUUCCUUCAGUGGAAAGUUUUUGAGAAGCAGCCAGUAAAUGAAAAGUAUUUCUAUGAGUACCGGGUGCUGGGCAAAGGCGGCUUUGGAGAGGUGUGUGCCAUCCAAGUAAAAAACACUGGCAAGAUGUAUGCUUGUAAGAAACUAGAUAAGAAGAGGUUAAAGAAGAAAAAUGGGGAGAAGAUGGCUCUGCUAGAGAAGGAGAUCUUGGAGAAGGUCAACAGUCGUUUCAUAGUCUCCCUUGCCUAUGCCUUUGAGAGCAAAAGCCACCUAUGCUUAGUCAUAAGUCUCAUGAAUGGAGGGGAUCUUAAAUACCACAUCUACAACAUUGGUGAGAGGGGCUUGGAAAUGAGCAGAGUCAUCUUUUAUUCAGCUCAGAUCACCUGUGGGAUUCUGCAUCUCCACUCCAUUAACAUCGUGUAUAGGGACAUGAAGCCAGAAAAUGUCCUUCUGGAUGAUGAUGGCCACUGCAGAUUGUCUGACUUGGGCUUGGCAGUGGAAGUGAAGGAGGGGAAACCCAUUAACCAGAGGGCUGGAACUAAUGGUUAUAUGGCUCCUGAAAUUCUGAUGGAAGAAAAUUACUCCUUCUCUGUGGACUGGUUUGCUAUGGGAUGUAGUAUAUACGAGAUGAUUGCAGGUCGAACUCCAUUCAAGGAUUUCAAAGAAAAGAUCACUAAGGAUGAAGUGAAAAGAAGAACCUUAGAAGAUGAGGUAACAUUUGAGCAUCCAAACUUCACAAAAGAAGCAAAAGAUAUUUGCACACUGUUCUUGGCUAAGAAAACAGAGAAUCGUUUAGGAAGCAGAAACUCAGAUGAUGAUCCAAGAAAACACAGUUUCUUCAAAACAAUACAUUUCCACAGGUUGAAUGCAGGCCUGAUAGACCCCCCUUUUGUGCCAGAUCCAUCAGUUGUCUAUGCCAGAGAUCUUGCAGACAUUGCUGACUUCUCUGAAGUGCGAGGAAUCGAAUUUGAUGAGAAAGAUAAGAAGUUCUUCAAAAAGUUUGCAACAGGUGCUGUCCCUCGAGCCUGGCAGGAAGAAAUUAUUGAAACAGGACUGUUUGAAGAAUUGAAUGAUCCUAACAGGCUAGAUACUGGAGGAUGUGCAAACGGAGGUGAAGUUAAAUCAGGAGUUUGUGUGCUGUUUUAAAUAUCACAUCAUUAACAAAAGGUGUUAAGAUGCACCAUGGAACUUUCCAGAUUCUUGCAGUAUUUCAAAAACUCAGCUAAGCUGUUAGACAAAUCCCAGCUGAUUUAACAUGGGACAUCAACAGGACAAGUUAGGACCCUAAAUUGAAUAGACAAUAUUAAUUAAUCUUGUUCUAACAAAAGAGAUAAUGUCUUUAUUCCACUGGAGACUAUCAAGAUGAAAACUCAUGUUUAUUUUAAGAAAUUUAGGAAUAUAUCAAUCCACCAGUGUUCCUGUGAAAUGCAUACUACAAUGACAUAGUCGGAAGGCACCUGUUUUAAAAAUAACUGAGUCUGACAUUUUUAAUAUACUCAUUUCCUGUCUUGAUUUCUUUCCCUCUACAUCUUUUUCUCUUACUGGAUCAGUAGAUAUAUUAAUGGAUACCGUAGUCUAAAUAUAGUUUUAUUUGUUCUUAUACAAAAAUUGAUGCACUUCUGUUUGUAUUUCUAUUUUUGAACAUCCUGAAUUGAAUUAUUUUGGGACUCAUUUCUGCAAAAAAAUUGGUAUUAUGUCAAGUGCUUGCUACCUAGAGAGGUCCUAGUUACUACUCACAGCAGUAGUUUUUCUCUUUCUUAUACAGUUUUCAGUAAGUUUUUAAAUUUUGAAAUAAUAGUCUCAGUGAUUAGACAAUUCAGACCUCAUGCAUCACAUCAAACUUAGGGAUCUCAUUGGCUAUCUAAAUUUAUUGAUUUCUUCUAGCUUGUAGGUGGUUCAGUUGUGAAAAUUCCAGGUUCUUCUUAUUGUAGAAGGGUUUCACAGUCGACAGAAGUGAGGAUUUAGUUCAAAUUCUCCUUCAGGUUAAUGUCAAUAGACUGAGGGUGAUAUUGCACCAGUGAAAUUUAGAGCAGAAUUUGACUGUUAUUAUAUAAGAUUAUACUAUUAAGUAAAUAUACCAAGUAUAAAGAAAUAGUAAUUUAUUGGUGAAUGCAGAUUCUUUUUUGUUACCAAGUUUAAACUUUCUAUCAGGUUUCCUGAUAAUGUAUCUGUAUUUUGGUGAAUCCUGUAGUUUAAAUUAAACUACAAAUAGAUCUCACCAGUUUGUAACUGGCUUUCAAAAUGAAAACUGUCUAAAUACAUAAGAAAUGUUAAUUCAAUAAGACACAAAAAUAUUGUACUAUUUUUAUAAGUGCUUUAAAGGUGGAAAAUUAUGUAUAUAUUUAUACUUUUAAUCUAAAUGUAUAGUUUACUAGUUAUUACAAAGUAUUUGAUAUA
Messenger RNA from Alligator mississippiensis (American alligator), 7033 nucleotides. RefSeq names its product G protein-coupled receptor kinase 7 (gene GRK7). The record is from RefSeq and is a predicted model, not a curated record. Bases 4133 to 5782 code for a protein of 549 amino acids. Gene Ontology annotation, cellular component: cytoplasm. The transcript is spliced from 4 exons. Gene Ontology annotation, molecular function: ATP binding; rhodopsin kinase activity. Gene Ontology annotation, biological process: protein phosphorylation; regulation of signal transduction; signal transduction. Lineage: Eukaryota; Metazoa; Chordata; Crocodylia; Alligatoridae.